This is a messenger RNA of Didymodactylos carnosus, 314 nucleotides long. NCBI's taxonomy places the organism in Eukaryota, Metazoa, Rotifera, Eurotatoria, Philodinida, Philodinidae. The record is from the annotation of a GenBank genome assembly.
AUGACAAAACAAACGUUGAUUAAUACUCAAAAUUCAACAUUAGAGCAACAAGAAGAUUUAUUAGAUCCAAAUGAUGAAAAACAAAGCAUUUGGGCAUCCAUUUUACGUGACGUAAAAUCAUCUACUAAAAAAGCACCAGCUACAAAAUCGAUAAUUGUUUUGGGCGAUAAUGAAAGUGGUAGGACAACAUUAGUAGCAAAAUUACAGGGUAAUGAUGAUCCAAAAAGAGGUGCUGGAUUAGAAUAUCAUUAUAUUGAUGUUAGAGACGAUGAUACAGACGACACCCCAAAAUUAGGUGUAUGGAUUUUGGAUGG